CUUUUUUUUUUUUUUCACAUCAGAACCACAAAGUUCACAACUUGUAAUAGGUUUUAAUGUUAGUCACCUCAGGCUAGUAUUAAAAUUACAGAAUAGGAAACUAGGUCGAAGUGAUCAGAUGAUUAAAAUGUCUUGUGCUUCUUCUUCUUCUUCUUCUCCUCUUCUUCUUCUUCUUCUUCUUCUUCUUUCUCAAUCACUGCCUCCAUAUUUCUAUCCAUCACCAGAUCAGUAGGCUAUUAAUACUGGCAAAUGAGCUACGUUUUAACGUGGUUACUUUAUGCAUUCAUCAACUCUCUCCAUCCUCCCACCUGGAGAGCAUUUUGGCUCAGAACCACUUAUUUGUCCGAGUUAUUUGGAAGAUCUGCCUACGAUCCACAUCACUUCCGCCAAGAAGUUUACCAUCUAGUAGCCUCCACUUUGAUGUCAGACGUAGAGGGAGGGGGAAAAGUUUCAAGCAGACGUCACCUGAUUAGGAGUGAAGGAAGAAAAAAAAAACUUCGUGAUUAAAAAAAAAAGAAAGAAAAAAAUCACUCCUUGUCCCCGCCCCCAGUGAGGAAAAGUCCGCCCACUCAGCCAGUCGGCCCGAGACCCCCUUAAACACUUAAAAAGAGGUGGAUCACACUCACGCUCACACAUACAUAGCCUACACAAGCCUUCAUUCAGCACUGCCUUCCUAAGAAGAUUAGGGUUUGUUUUUUUUGCGCUGAAGAUUGUCUCUAGAUUCCUCCAACACUUUUUUUUCUCCCCCUGAUCAUGUUGAGGAUGCUAAAGCGCGUUCAGCUCCGCCGGGGCUCGCUUUUAUUACUCCUGUGGCUCUGUCAUUUCAUUCAAGAGCAGAAAGUGCAAGCUGGGAACUGCUGGCUCCAGCAAGGGAAGAACGGCCGCUGCCAGGUGCUCUACAUGCCAGGCAUGAGCCGUGAGGAGUGCUGCAGGAGCGGGAGACUGGGAACCUACUGGACCGAGGAGGACGUCCCGAAUAGUACCUUGUUCCGCUGGACCAUCUUUAAUGGAGGAGCGCCCAACUGCAUGCCAUGCAAAGAGACAUGUGAGAAUGUGGACUGUGGACCCGGGAAGAAGUGUAAGAUGAACAGGAGGAGUAAGCCACGCUGCGUCUGCGCCCCUGACUGUUCCAACAUCACCUGGAAGGGGCCAGUGUGCGGCUCAGAUGGAAAAACAUACCGUGACGAAUGUGCACUCCUGAAAUCGAAGUGUAAAGGGCGACCUGAUCUGGAGGUGCAGUACCAGGGCAAAUGCAAAAAGACGUGCCGUGAUGUGCUUUGCCCUGGCAGUUCGACGUGCGUCGUGGACCAGACCAACAACGCCUACUGCGUCACGUGCAACCGCGUGUGUCCCGAGGUGACGUCACCAGACCAGUACCUGUGCGGCAAUGACGGCAUCGUCUACGCCAGCGCCUGCCACUUACGAAGAGCCACGUGCCUGCAGGGCAAAUCCAUCGGCGUGGCCUACGAGGGCAAAUGCAUCAAGGCCAAAUCGUGCGAUGAUAUCCAGUGCAGUGGAGGGAAGAAGUGUCUGUGGGAUGAGCGAUUGGGACGCGGCCGGUGCGUGCUCUGCCUUGACGAGACGUGUCCCGAGAGUCGCGCGGACGAGGCCGUGUGCGCGAGCGACAACACCUCGUACCCGAGCACGUGCGCCAUGAAGCAGGCUGCAUGCUCCAUGGGCGCGCUGCUGGAGGUUAAGCAUUCAGGAUCAUGCAACUCCAUUACAGAAGACCAGGAGGAGGAUAACGAUGAUGAGGAUGAUGAUGAGGAUGAUGAGGAUGAUGAAGACCAGGACUACAUGGCUCACAUCCAUUUAUCACCAAUAAUGGACGGAUAAACGGCCAUCAGGCGGGGGAAAAGUCCUGUGGCAAGGAAAACCAUGUCCACACUGUACAAAUGUGUAUGCUAAUUUAUUUUUUUGACGAAAAAAAAGGAAGUAUACAUAUAGUUCAGUCUGAUAGAUGUUUAUUUAUGCAGUGUUUCAUAAUUUAUACCUUUACAAUGUCUGCCGUACUAUCUUGAUCAUGUUAUUUUUGUGUUUAGUUGGUUUUAUUAUUAUUAUUAUUAUUAUUAUUAUUAUUAUUAUUAUUAUUAUUAACUAUAUUUGUCCAAAGAGAAGCAGUGUUAUUUAUUGUGAAUGCUAUAGAGUGUAAAGUGUGCAAGUCUUCUGCAAGUUGUAAAUUGCAUUCCCCUUGCUGUAAAAAUCCGCUUAUUGCUAUCCGUUCUACUAUCAUAGAUGUUUAUUUCCCACUUAUCUGCAUGUCAACCUGUGUGUUUAUUUAUUGGGAAGAAAAAAAAAACUGUCACUCUUUAAUGUAAACGACAUGUUUCUGGUUUUGUUUACGCUUCAAAUUGACCAAAUGGAUUUUCCUCAAUGUUUCGCCAUACAGUGCAAAAUGGUAACAUUUCAUUCAUGAGCCAGUUCUCAAGAUAAAAACUGAUUUGUCUUUCAAUGUUUUUGGUGAUUUUUGUGUCUUAGUUUUAUGUAUUCAGCUAUUCAUCAUUGUCAGAUAUUUUAUUGUCAAAAAAAAAGAAAGAAAAAAAAAGUGCCACUAACACAUUUAUGAUCUCAUGGCCAACGUUCUGCUCUAUAACACCUCCGUCUGAGUUGAUGUGAUGUAGGACGGCGUAUCGACAUAUUGAACAUUAUCACUUCUUAUUGUUUGUCAUUUUUAAAGUACAUUUUUAUUUUCUGACAUCACAAGAUAGUUAUAAAUAUAUAGUUUUGUAUUUUUUUAAUGUAAAUGUCAUAUGUAUAUACAAAGUUUGAUGGUAUUUGUACAGAUAUGAAGAGUGAAACAAUAAAAAAAAAAAAAGAAAAUGA
Molecule: messenger RNA, 2823 nt
Organism: Ictalurus furcatus (blue catfish)
Lineage: Eukaryota; Metazoa; Chordata; Actinopteri; Siluriformes; Ictaluridae
Gene: fsta
Product: follistatin a
Exons: 6
Coding region: 754-1836 (360 amino acids)
Biological process (GO): regulation of BMP signaling pathway; cell differentiation; multicellular organism development
Molecular function (GO): activin binding; protein binding
Source: RefSeq, a predicted model, not a curated record